AUGAAGAGCGAGCACGAGCGCAAGCUCGACGAGCUCGGCGAGUUUGCCGUCAAGUAUCGCAAUUUUAUUGUCGGCUUUGAGCAAAGCGCGUCGCCGCCGAGCAGCGGGAAAAAAGUCACGUACGGCAAGUCCAAGGUCAAGAACCGCAAGACGACGAGCAAGACGUGCAAGUAUGCCCAUUUGAACCCGGCUUGGGACUCAGCCGUUUCCCGCCGCAACAGCCGCGCUCACGUGCCGUAUUGUAACGACUCCAACUACACCUGCGAUGUCAUCGGGACGUCAGAAGAGUUUUGGCUAUUCUAG
Molecule: messenger RNA, 303 nt
Organism: Saprolegnia parasitica CBS 223.65
Lineage: Eukaryota; Oomycota; Saprolegniomycetes; Saprolegniales; Saprolegniaceae
Exons: 2
Coding region: 1-303 (100 amino acids)
Source: RefSeq, a predicted model, not a curated record